GUAUAUCAAACCGAGGAACUUGUCAUCUUUAAAUUCCCAACCCCUUCUUUAUCUUUCCCUCCACCCUCUUUCUUCUCUCCAAAACAGGAGCACAGACAUUGUUUCUGUUGUUGCUGAACUGUUUGUCAUUUUUCUGUUCGUUGAUCAUCACUUCCAUCAGUUUUGUUUUAGAUAUUAAUUACCAUACAAAGAGAAAGGGUGACUCUGUUCUGCAUGCUUCAAACAUGGCGUUUGUUCAAUCACUGUCAAAGAAUGUCUCCGUUUUUGUUCUCGGCCUUGUGUUAUUGAAUUGCUUUUCUGUGGAUAAAUUUGGAUCUCAUGCUCAAGUCGCUCCACUCUUGCCAGAAGAUGAAGUGCAAAUCCUUAAAACAAUAUCCAGCAAAUUGCAAAACAGCAACUGGACCAUCGAUCGGACUUCUUGCGGUAGCGCACAGUGGAACCUGACCAUCGUCGGCGGUGACAAAAUUCAAAGCCAAGUUACAUGUGACUGUACAUUUAAUAGUAGCACCGUCUGUCAUGUCAUCAGCUUCAAGAUGAAGGGUUUUAAUCUGACUGGAUUUUUUCCGUCGGAAUUUCGGAAUCUUACUCAUCUGCGUGAAAUUGAUCUCACUCGCAAUUAUAUAAAUGGAUCGAUCCCUGCAAGCCUUGCUGAGCUCCCCAACCUUCAGACUUUGUCUCUUCUGGCAAACCGUAUCACUGGUUCGAUUCCUCGGGAAUUUGGCAGCAUGGCAACACUGGAGUCACUGGUCCUGGAAGAUAAUCUGCUAGGAGGGUCUCUUCAUCCAGACCUCGGAAAUUUGAGAAGCUUGAAGAGACUUCUUCUUUCCGCGAACAAUUUUACAGGAACGAUACCAGAUACGUUUGGCAAUUUAAAGAAUUUAACUGAUUUUCGGAUAGAUGGAAGUGAACUGUCAGGGAAGAUACCUAACUUUAUUGGGAACUGGACCAACAUUGAGAGAUUGGAUUUGCAAGGAACAUCCAUGGAGGGCCCUAUUCCCUCUACCAUUUCACUUUUAAAGAAAUUAGAAGAAUUGAGAAUAUCCGAUUUGAAUGGAUCAAGUUCAACUUUCCCUGAUCUGAAAGAUAUGAAAAACAUGACAACACUGAUUCUGAGAAGUUGCUCAUUGAAUGGUACAAUCCCAGAAUACAUUGGAGAUAUGGCAUCGCUGGAUACUCUAGAUUUGAGCUUCAACAAGUUCACAGGCCAAAUUCCUGUUUCAUUAGAGAGCUUGGCGAAACUACGAUUUAUGUUUCUGAAUAACAACUUGCUAACUGGAGAAGUGCCUGGUUGGAUAUUGAACAGCAAGAACGAAUUGGAUUUAUCUUACAACAAUUUUACUGGGUCAACUCAGUCAAGUUGUCAACAGCUAUCAGUGAACUUAGUUUCUAGUCAUGUAACAACUGGGAAUAACACGAUUUCUUGGUGCUUGAACAAGGACCUGGUUUGUUCAAGAAAACCAGAACACCAUUCCUUGUUCAUAAACUGUGGAGGGAACAGUAUGACUGUUGGUGAUAAUGAAUAUGAAGAAGACGCAACUUCAGGGGGGGCAGCUGAAUUUGUUUCUUUAUCAGAGAGAUGGGGUUAUAGCAGUACCGGGACUUACAUGAACAAUGAUGGAGCUGGUUACAAAGCAGAAAAUUCUUUUGGUCUGAAUGUCACCGGUGAAGGGUUUUACCAAACUGCCCGCCUUGCUCCUCAAUCACUCAAGUACUAUGCCCUGUGUAUGAGGGCGGGGAGUUACAAAGUGAAGCUCCACUUCGCUGAAAUUAUGUAUUCUAAUGACUCUACAUUUAGCAGCCUUGGGAGGCGCAUAUUCGAUAUCUCAAUUCAAGGAGAAGUAGUUAGGAAGGAUUUCAAUAUUAUGGAGAAAGCUGGAGGAGUUGGCAUUGGCAUCGCAGAGGAAUUUGAUAGUAUAAUUGUUAAUGGUAGCACACUGGAGAUAGACUUAUACUGGUCAGGAAAAGGUACUACUGCCGUUCCUGACAGAGGUGUCUAUGGACCUCUCAUAUCCGCCAUUACUGUGACUCCAAACUUUAAGGUGGAUAAUGGUGACGGAUUAUCAGUUGGAGCUAUUAUCGGCAUUGUAGCUGCUUCAUGUGUUCUUGCUGCAUUGGCUUUGCUUGUUCUCUGGAGGAAAGGUUACUUGGGAGGGAAGUACCAUGAAGACAAAGAUCUUCGUGCUCUAGAUCUCCAAACCGGUUAUUUCAGCUUAAGGCAAAUUAAGAAUGCUACCAAUAAUUUCGACCCUGCCAAUAAGAUAGGUGAAGGGGGAUUUGGUCCAGUUUACAAGGGUGUUUUGUCCGACGGCACUAUAAUUGCUGUUAAGCAGUUAUCAUCCAAAUCGAAACAAGGAAAUCGCGAAUUUGUGAAUGAGAUAGGCAUGAUAUCUGCCUUGCAGCAUCCUCAUCUCGUGAAGCUGUAUGGUUGCUGUAUUGAAGGAAACCAGUUGCUGGUAGUAUAUGAAUACUUGGAAAACAACAGUCUUGCUCGGGCACUUUUCGGUCGUGAUGAACACCAGAUUAAAAUGGACUGGCAGACAAGAAAGAAGAUAUUGUUGGGUAUUGCAAAGGGAUUAGCUUAUCUUCAUGAAGAGUCAAGGCUGAAAAUCGUACACAGAGACAUAAAGGCAACUAAUGUCCUGCUUGACAAGGAUCUAAAUGCCAAGAUAUCUGACUUUGGUUUAGCCAAGCUUGAUGAAGAAGAAAACACUCAUAUUAGCACGCGAAUUGCUGGCACAAUAGGCUACAUGGCUCCAGAAUAUGCAAUGAGGGGUUACCUGACAGAUAAAGCAGAUGUUUACAGCUUUGGAGUUGUUGUCUUAGAAAUUGUCAGCGGGAAGAGCAACACAAAUUACAGGCCAAAGGAGGAGUUUGUUUAUCUUCUUGAUUGGGCCUAUGUCCUGCAAGAGCAAGGCAACCUUCUUGAGCUAGUGGAUCCAAACCUUGGUUCAAACUACUCGGAAGAGGAGGCAAUGAGGAUGCUUAACUUGGCUCUCUUGUGCACCAACCCAUCCCCCAGUUUGAGACCAUUGAUGUCCUCCGCAGUGAGUAUGAUUGAAGGUCAAAUUCCAGUCCAAGCUCCGAUAGUCAAGCGUGGCACCAUGAACGAGGAGGCAAGGUUCAAAGCCUUUGAGCUUCUCUCACAAGAUAGCCAAGCACACGUCUCAAAUACCUCUCAAAGCAGUCUGGUACAGAAAAGCAUAUCAAUGGAUGGACCGUGGAUGGAUUCGGAGAUUUCUACCCAAACUAUGGAUGAGACGAGAGGAAAUUGAUGAAAUAGUCCCUCCUCUUUUUGGCUAAUAUUCCUCUGAUUUUGUAGUAGGAUUGCUGAGAAAUCAAGAAAUAGGUUGAUUCUUUUGUAAAAAUUCACGUUUGAGAGCUUGUAUUUGGUGUUUUUGGUGUUUUUUACUUGAAAAUACAUCGAAAUAAUAUAUUUUUAUUAUUUUA
This is a messenger RNA of Populus trichocarpa (black cottonwood), 3447 nucleotides long. Its product is annotated as probable LRR receptor-like serine/threonine-protein kinase At1g53440. Gene Ontology annotation, molecular function: ATP binding; protein binding; protein kinase activity. Gene Ontology annotation, biological process: protein phosphorylation. NCBI's taxonomy places the organism in Eukaryota, Viridiplantae, Streptophyta, Magnoliopsida, Malpighiales, Salicaceae. The transcript has 24 exons. The record is from RefSeq and is a predicted model, not a curated record. Bases 225 to 3272 code for a protein of 1015 amino acids.